AUGGACAAAGCAAAGAAGGUGAUACCUCAAAGAAGAGAGGCAAAUGAUGAGAAAGAGGUCAAUGAAAGCGAUGAGGAGGUGGUUGAAGUUGAAAGGCCACAAGUUGAAGCAAGAACAACCAACCAAGUUCCUCCCCUAUUUCCUCAAUGUUUCUAUAAAAAAGAGGAGAAUGACACAUUGAGGAAGCUCAUGGCCAAAUUUAGCAACCUAUCAAUAAUAAUCCCGUUGCUUGAAGCUAUCCAAGAGAUCCCGGGAUAUGCUAAGUUGAUGUCCAAGAAUAAACUUGUUAAAGGUAAUACUAUUAAGGUCACUCGUGGAUGUAGCACUUUUAUGGAUAGCAAGGUUGUGGAAAACAAUGCUGACCCCGGAGCAUUCACUAUUCCUUGCACAAGUGAGAUGCAUGAAUUUGUAAAAGCUUUAUCUGACCUUGUGGACAAGUUCAUUCUCCCUGCGAAUUUUAUGGUAUUGGAUAAUGAAAUGGACCAAGAGGUUCCUAUCAUUCCUGGUCAUCCUUUCUUAGCCACCGGGAGAGACAUUGUUGAUCUAGAGUUGGGGGAGAUGGAAUUUAGAGUGAUAGAGGAUGAGGUCUCUUUCAAAAUCUGCAAUUCAAAGAAGCAAACCGCGUUGUUGCAAGUAGUACCCAUGGUGGAUGUUGAAAAUGAGAACAUGAAUAAAGAGGAUUUCGAGGACCUACCUUAA
Molecule: messenger RNA, 699 nt
Organism: Capsicum annuum
Lineage: Eukaryota; Viridiplantae; Streptophyta; Magnoliopsida; Solanales; Solanaceae
Exons: 2
Coding region: 1-699 (232 amino acids)
Source: RefSeq, a predicted model, not a curated record